Messenger RNA from Neofelis nebulosa (Clouded leopard), 1993 nucleotides. It is a transcript of the gene PVR, whose product is annotated as PVR cell adhesion molecule. Gene Ontology annotation, cellular component: plasma membrane; extracellular exosome; focal adhesion. The record is from RefSeq and is a predicted model, not a curated record. Gene Ontology annotation, molecular function: cell adhesion molecule binding. The transcript has 8 exons. Lineage: Eukaryota; Metazoa; Chordata; Mammalia; Carnivora; Felidae. Gene Ontology annotation, biological process: susceptibility to natural killer cell mediated cytotoxicity; establishment of mitochondrion localization; positive regulation of mast cell activation. The coding region runs from base 180 to 1397 and encodes 405 amino acids.
CAGCCCCGCCCCUCCCAGCCCGGGCUGCACACCCGUGCGGAACUUCCACUCCACACCCAGGCUCCGCGCGAGCGCCGGUGCAGUCCCGGGGAUUCCUGGGUAGCAGUUCCAAGCCCGGGCGGUGGCCCAGCAAACCCGGGAGGAGGCUCGGCCCCAGCGGCGACCCGGAGGAACCCAGGAUGGUGUGGCCGCCGCCGCUGCUGCUGUCGCUGCUGUGCCUGCUCUGGGCGCCCACGAGAGCAGGGACCGGGACGGUUGAUGUGCAGGCGCCCGCGCAGGUGCGCGGCUUCCUGGGCGACACGGUGGAGCUGCUGUGCAAACUGCCGCCCCUGGAGCACAAAGUGCAGGUGACGCAGGCCACGUGGACGCGGCGGACGGCGGCGGGGGACGACCUCAACGUGGCGGUCUUCCACCCCACACAGGGCUCCAGCUUCCCCGAGCCCGGGCGGCUGGAGUUUGUGGCCGCCAGGCCGGGCGAGGAGCUGCGGGACGCGUCGCUGGCCCUGCGAGGGUUGCGCGCCGAGGACGAGGCCAAUUACACCUGCCGGUUCGCCAUGUUCCCCGACGGCAGCAAGAGCGCGCGCACCUGGCUCCGCGUGCUGGCCCGGCCGGAGAACGCGGCUGAGACGGAGGAGGUCCCGCCCGGCCCGCUCAGCCUGGAGCCUGUGCCCGUGGCCCGCUGCGUCUCCCGGGGGGGCCGCCCGCCCGCCCGGAUCUCCUGGUCAUACCCGGACGGGAAGGCCAAUGACAGCCUGGUGCCAGGACACCUGCCUGGCACGUUCGACGUCAUCAGCCUCUUAACCUUAACACCCUCCAGCCAGGCAGAUGGCCAGAACGUCACCUGCAAAGUGGAGCAUGAGAGCUUCAAGGAGGCCGUCCUGCUGUCUGUGACUCUCGCUGUGCCUUACCCCCCUGAGGUCUCCAUUUCGGGCUAUGAUGACAACUGGUACCUCGGCCGCAGCGAGGCCACCCUGAACUGUGAUGUCCGCAGCAAACCAGAGCCCACAGGCUACGACUGGAGCACGACCAGGGGUCCCCUGCCACCCUCCGCUGAGGCCCAGGGCUCGCACCUCCUGAUCCGUACCGUGGACAAGUCAAUCAACACGACUUUCAUCUGCCACGUCACCAACGCCCUAGGGACUGGCCAGGCAGAAAUGACCGUCCUGGUCAGAGCAGAACCUCACGAGGAAGAGACACAACCAGUCCUGUCCAUCCCCAUCAUCGUGGUGAUCGUGGUGACCGUGUUCUUAGUGGCCCUGUUGCUGAUUUAUUUCUGCUGGUUCAGACGCUCCCGUCGGACCCCAAACAGCUCCUCUGCCAAUGGCUGUAUCUCUUACACGGCGGUGGACCUUAAUGCCAGCUCUUCCCAGGACCCGCCCGCGGAGAACACCAGGUGACUGCGUGGGGACUGCUGGAGAGAGAGACUGGGGCCACCCUGCCCAGUGGAGGAAGGCUCCCUCCAAAGAGAAUGGCCACCUCCCUUGUGCCAGGCCGACCUCAAGAAUGACCCCUGUGCCUCACCGUGCCGCAGCCGGUGCACGUUCGGGUGUUCCCCACAACCACUCUCUGGUUCAGGCAUUCACUGGAAGGACUCGCGGAGCCCAAGAACAUGGUUACGCUCACGCUUCGGGUGAUCACAGUGAGAGCAUGAGACUCAGGUCAGCAGCGUGGAUGCAGAGCCCCUGGGGGGCACCGGGCUGGACCGACCAGGCACCAGGUCCCAGUCGUCCCGCACGGGCAGCCCCGAUUUCUCCCAGCCGUGACGUGUGACGGCACAACAGAGUCCCGCCAUCCUCCCUGGACCUUGGGCUGCCAGAGUUUUGGUUGCAGUAUUUAUUCCGGGGCUCCGUCGUGGUAGGGACGGCUGACCGCCCACGGAGCUGACCGUCCUCUCCAGCACCUCUGUAGCUCAAAGCCCCACUGUGUUACUAUUCUUAAUUAUUUAUUAUUAUUAUUAUUAUUAUUAUUAUUAAUUUACAUCCAAGUAAGUUAA